Messenger RNA from Cheilinus undulatus (humphead wrasse), 1479 nucleotides. RefSeq names its product HIG1 hypoxia inducible domain family, member 1A (gene higd1a). Gene Ontology annotation, biological process: mitochondrial respirasome assembly. The transcript is spliced from 4 exons. NCBI's taxonomy places the organism in Eukaryota, Metazoa, Chordata, Actinopteri, Labriformes, Labridae. Gene Ontology annotation, cellular component: mitochondrion. The record is from RefSeq and is a predicted model, not a curated record. Bases 150 to 428 code for a protein of 92 amino acids.
GCAGCGUGCAGAGGCAGUUACAUCACGUACACCGGCUAUUUCCUUCAUACAGUUCGUGCGAUCUGUCGAUCGUAAGACACGUAAAACCUCUUUUGGAUAAUAUCUUCGCAGGCGAAUUAAACAUCAAAUCUCACUCUUAAACAGUCAAAAUGUCUGAUUACGAAGAGAAUGAGUCCAAGUUUAUGCGAAAAGCGAAGGAAAAUCCAUUCGUCCCAGUAGGAAUGGCUGGAUUCUUUGCCAUUGUUGGGUACAGACUGCUGAAAAUGAAAAGUCGGGGAGAUACGAAGAUGUCAGUUCACCUGAUUCACAUGCGUGUCGCUGCCCAAGGAUUUGUGGUUGGAGCCAUGACUCUUGGGGUCGUGUAUACAAUGUACAGAGACUUCAUACUCAAACCCAGAGAAGAGCAGAAAGCAGUCACACACAAGUGAACAUGGACUCUUGCACUGAUAUUUUAAGUCCCUUAAUAUUACCUCAUAUUAAGGUGUGUAAAACCUUUUUUUUUUUUAGAGAUGUGUCAUAGUUUUUGUAUGCACACGUCCCUUCACCACCUCACCGCUACUGUAUAUAUUUAUAACUUAUUGAUUAAAAAUCCUAUCCUCUAAAUAGUGUACCAGAUGGUAAGGCCAUCACUUCUGUAAUGAAAAGCAGAUUCAUAUGUUAUACUGUGUGUUUGCAGUGGUAAAGCCAGCUUGUUUGCUACGAUUGUGAUAAGGUGACAUGACACUCAGAGGUUUGCUGCCUUUAAUUUGAAGUAUAUAAGUUAAAUGACAGUAAAACAGUGUGAGUAGGCUCAGUAAAGAUGUAAACAGCAAUGGGAGGUAGCAUGAUCUUUUUCCCAUUGUCAUUGUUGGGUGAUCUUUUACAAGCUGCAGUGUUUUACAUACUAUCUAUGAUUUUUUGCCAAAUUAAGAAUACUUGCACCUUCAUCCAUUUAAAAAAAAAUAGUUUGCCAUGUAAGUUAAGGGAUCAAUACUGAGGGCUUUGACAACAGGUGAUCUUCUGAAAGCCUUAUUUUUUACAUGGACACAAAUUGACCAUUCACAGUGUCAGAUUAUCCCCUAACAACUUUCUUAACAGCUUGUAAUAGCUUAUUUCCACUCAAAACAAAUAAAAAUGUUUGCAGAAAAAGUAGUUGUUUAGAUUACUGGAAUUAUUAUAUAAUAAAUGUAAAACCAGGUCCUUUUUUCCAUGCCAUUUUCAUUAUGUUGUGACGUGGGUCCAGUGUUUCAUUACAGCAGCAUAAUACUGCACAUCUUCAUGAGAGACGCAAGCUAAAAUACCUGAGGUACACCUACAAACUUUGUAGUAGAAAUAUCAUACUGUACAGCCUAUCUUGUGAUAUGCUUACGUAUAUGCCUUGUUAAGUUAUUAACAGAGAUGUGUUGAGUUGUUGUGUGCAAAUACAGAGGAAUAUUUUUGAAGGUUUUUAAUUUUCUUUUGGAAAUAAAAAUGACAAUGACCUGUCUCUUUGCUUUGAAA